Adineta steineri is the source of this 2670-nucleotide messenger RNA. NCBI's taxonomy places the organism in Eukaryota, Metazoa, Rotifera, Eurotatoria, Adinetida, Adinetidae. The record is from the annotation of a GenBank genome assembly.
UAUAGAAAAUCUUAUUGAUAUUAUGUAACUAUUUGAAAAUAAAUGAUAAUCUUAAAAUAAAAUUGUAUCUCUUACAAAUAAAUAUAUAUGAAUUUUAUUGUAAAACUGAAUUGAUGAUUUUGACUUCUCAUACCUCUUUAAUUUAUUUUAUUGUUUUUUUACCGUUAAUAAAACUCUAACUUAAAGUUUCAUGAUUCUAUAGAAAUUGAAAGCAAUCGACAAUUUAUUCUUUCUAUUUUUUUUUGUCUAUACCAAUUAUUGAAUUUACUGUCCCUGAGUCUUUAAUGAUACUUGAUUGCUCCUACGCGAUACGUAGGAAAAAAAUAUUAGUUAUAAUUACACCUAUGAAAAAAUAUCUAAAAUCUUUGCCUUUAACAUAGUGUUGCCCACGGUUUUUGAUAAUAUGAAAGGAAAUAGAUCAAAUUGAAGAAGAACGCAAAAUCAGUGAAGCAAAGAAUAUUCAAUUACUCUACGUAGCAAUACAUAUAAAACUCAUAAUAAGCAAUACGCUUCAUAAUAGUUUAUAUUUGAAAAGAAAAAGAAGAAUAUGAGCGAUAAAGAGCCAUUACUAAAGAAACAUAACAAAUUACUUAUUGACAAUGACAAUGAGAAUGAAAACAAAAGGUAUAAUUUUUAAAAAAAUAUAAUAUUGAUAAAUACAUUAUGAAUGUAUCAAUAUUUAUAGUUUUUCUGAGUGGCGUCGAUAUUUCAAUCAGCAAAAGACUGAUGCUAGGAAUAAAAAGUUAAAUGAUGAGGUCAAUCAUACGAAUAAAGAUAUUCCGGUCAGUGUUUUUCAAUUGGUAAGUAUAUUCAAAUAUAAUAUAUACUAAGUUGAAAGCAUGUUUUUUUUUCUUUUUAAUAUAUUUAUUUCAUCUGAUAAUAGUUUCGAUUUGCUGAUCGUAUUGAUACUCUUCUUUUAAUUCUUGGUCUGUGUUUCAUAUUAUUGCAUGGAGUUUUAAUUAUUGUGAAUGUAAUUCUUUUUGGUCGAAUCACGGGAUUAUUUGCCACUACAUCGUUUGCUGUUGAUUGUCAUAAUCAAUAUGAAAAUUCAGUAUCUACAAUUAUUAAUAAUACUGUAUGUCCUUUUGGUAUUGAUCUUAAUCCAUUAAACUAUGAUCGAUUACAUAAACUAUGCCAUUAUGAUAAUAAAACUAUGUCAUCUAUAUUAUCUCCAUUAACACCUUUAUUUCGAGAAAAUAUUAUGCAUCUAGUUUAUUGGUUCUUCGGUUUAAGUAUUCUUCAAUUUCUAUGUUGUUUUCCCGGAUAUUUCUGUUGGACAAUUGCUACGAAACGACAAACAUCUCGCAUGAGUGUUUUACUCUUUCGAUCACUUAUUCAACGUAACAUGACAUAUUUGGAUACAAAUCAAACUACUCAAUACAAUUCAAAGCUUUUUACUAAUAUUGAAAAGAUCAAAAACGGGAUAAAUUUUGAAUUCUUAAUAACAAUUGCAGUUAUUCUAAUCAUGAUUUUCAGUAUAAUCAUAUCUUUUAUUCUCAAUUGGAAAUUAUCUUUAAUUAUGUCUUGUACAAUUCCAAUUGUUGUUGGGAGUUCAUUGAUGUUUGCUAAGCUUAUCACGAGAGAAACAGAAGAACAAUUAAGUACAUAUUCAAAAGCUGGACAAAUCGCUCAAGAAGUAUUUAGUUCAUUAAGAACUGUUCUUUCAUUCAAUGGAAGUAAAUUACAACAAAAACAAUAUGAAAAAGAAUUAAAGUUAAACGAAUGGUAUACUAUUCGUAAAGAUGCUGCAUUUGGUGCUUUUUCUGGUUGGUUAUUUUUUAUAAAAUUUGCAGUUUAUUCAAUUGGUUUCACUUUUGGUUCCAUUCUUAUGUCUUAUGGAAAUCAUCGUACACUAACCAUUACUGAGAUUAUUGUUGUUGUAAAUAUGUUUGCACAAGCUUUAGGUUAUCUUAAUUAUAUUGGACCUUUCUUCCAAUCAAUUUUGGAAGCUCAAGGUGCAGCAGUAUCCGUAUUUCGACUUAUUGAUGAAGUACAUGAUGAAAAUUUGAAUGAAAGAGAAAUAUUAGAAGAGAAUAUAUCUGAUGAAAAAUCAAUUUCUAAUAUUAAUGGUGAUAUUGAAUUUGACAAUAUUAGUUUUUCUUAUCCAUCGAGAGAAAAUGCAACAGCUUUGAAUAAUCUUAAAUUAAUUGCUCGUGCUAAUCAAACAACUGCUCUUGUAGGUUCAAGUGGUUGUGGAAAAAGUACAUGUGUAUCACUUCUUCUUCGCUAUUAUGAACCUUCUUCCGGCAUAAUUAUGAUUGAUGGUCAAUCAAUUACAAAUUAUAAAAUCAAACAAUUUCGUCAAAAUAUUGGAGUUGUUAGUCAAGAACCUAUUUUAUUUGGAAUAAGUAUUUAUGAAAAUAUUCGUUUUGGUAAAAUGAAUGCAACACGUACAGAGAUUGAACAAGCAGCAGAACAAGCUAAUGCGCAUAAAUUCAUUAUGAAAUUACCAAAGAAAUAUGAAACACUUGUUGGUGAACGUGGUAUACAAUUGAGUGGUGGUGAAAAACAACGUAUUGCAUUAGCUCGUGCGCUUGUCAAACAACCCAACAUUCUUUUGUUAGAUGAAGCAACAAGUGCUCUUGAUAAUGUUAGUGAAAAAAUUGUUCAAGAAGCACUUGAUCGAGCAUGCAAAAGUAAGAAUUACUUAAUUACUAUUGAUUAUAUUAU